Molecule: messenger RNA, 1538 nt
Organism: Arabidopsis lyrata subsp. lyrata
Lineage: Eukaryota; Viridiplantae; Streptophyta; Magnoliopsida; Brassicales; Brassicaceae
Product: putative F-box protein At3g47150
Exons: 2
Coding region: 11-1195 (394 amino acids)
Molecular function (GO): protein binding
Source: RefSeq, a predicted model, not a curated record
GGAGAAGACAAUGAAGUUUGGUCCGAAUACGACACCGAUUUACAUUCCUCUCGACCUCCAGAUCAACAUACUCUUAAGAUUGCAUGUGAAGUCUUUAUUGAGAUUUCAAUGUGUCUCCAAGCUUUGGUAUUCUAUUAUCACCAGCCACGAUUUUGGAAACCGUCACUUUGAUAUUACAUCUUCCUCAGCUGCUCCUCGUCUUCUCAUUGCUUUUCAGGACUUUGACAGAAACGAGCUUAUGCUAGUCUCGUCACCUAACCCAAACACAUCUUCCUCUUCCCCUUCUUCAUGUUGUGUACCUUACAAAGAUCUGAGGCUACUCAACAUUAAUGGACGAAAGGUGUAUAACGCAGUUCGGGGAUUGAUUUGCUUUGAAAGUAGAUUAAAGGUUGGGAUUUGUAACCCCAGCACGAGGGAGCUGCAUAUUUUUCCCCGAGUCAAACUGAAAAGAGAUCCAGACACUUUUCCAUGCAUCAUGUACUUUCUUGGGUACGAUCCUAUUGGAGAUAAAUAUAAAGUGCUGGCCAUUGAUAAUUUGCCUUGGAGAUUGGAGUACAAGAUUGUGGUAUUGGGAGAAGAAGAAGCUUGGAGAGAGGCUCCAUGUGUUGCAUGCCCUCAUCUUGCUAAUACCUUGGGGGUUCAUAUGAAUGGAAGCUUGUAUUACGGGGCCUCGAGGAAGGACAAGGGUUCCCCCAAUAAUUCUAUAAUUGUGAGUUUCGAUGUUAGGUCUGAAACGUACAAAAUCUCCAAUGUACCAAGCAAACUUCUACAAAUCGACGAUUCUGAUAAUUUUUGGACUGCUAAUUGCAAUUGGUUUAUUGGGGAUAAAACUCUGAUCAACUACAGCGGUAAGAUUGGUGUGGUUGAGAAACCUCGACAUGGUAUAUUUCGAAUGUGGGUUGUAGAAGAUGCUGAGAAAGAGGAAUGGUCUAUGAACACUUUUUAUUUGCCACAAUCUGCUGCUGGCCUUGACUUCAAAGUCAUGGAUACCUUUUAUACCGGCGAGAUUUGUCUGGUUACAGAAAAAAUAUCUGAUCCGUUUUGUCUCUUCUAUUACAAUUUGAAGACGAAUAGCAUGAGAAGUGUCGCAAUUAAAGGACUACCUAUUUCCGAGUUUAAGCAAGGGUUGCAAUUCCACAGCCUUUCUGUGACUGUUUCAGAUCAUUAUGAGAGCUUGGUGUCCUUAGAAACUUGAAUCGAGUUUUAGGGUUUUUCUUUAUAUUUAUUUUGGGAAGCACCAUGAUUCAAAGAUUUCAGCUUAAAAUCAUGGUUUUGACUUUUGAAUAUAUUCAAGGUAGUUACAAGAUGUGGCAUGGAUGGUCGAUUUGUGGGGGAAGUCCAUUUCAGCUUAAAAUCAUGGUUUGAGUAAAGAUUUUGUAUCCUAUAUUUCUAUGUACUUUAAGAGAAUUUUUAGCUGAAACAAGAACAUAGUGUAGAUUUGUGAGUAAAAGCCACUUCUUGAAGAAGAGGUUUUAAAUUCAGACAUGAAUGUACAAUAGAUAUAAGAGUUUUUGGGAACCAAAAGCCAAAUGCAGAUA